CAUAGCUUUAUGGGUUUAUUUAGACAGUUUAUACGGUUUGACAUUCUGCUGCUGUAAAAAAAAAAAAAAAGGACAGAAAGGAAAACUGAAGAGGAUCCCAAAGAGACGAAUAUUUUUGGACAUAUGUUUCAGUUUUCCAGUUUUUUUAUUUAAUUUAUUUUUAUUUUUUUUUUUACUUUUUUUCCUCACGUUUGAAAUAUUUUUUUUUUUUUUUUUUUUUUUAUUUUGUGGGGGUUCUUUCUUCUUCCGAAAAAUGAAACUUUGGACAUCACCCUGGGUGUCUUGCCUGGUGAUUCUCCUCAUCCUGUGUUUUGGAUCAGAGUGCGGGACAGUCCGGAGGAAGGGGAGAUCCAAGAGGGAGCUGGUGCGCCUGAGGGAGGCGAGAGCCACCACCCCGGGGGCUUGUGCCACGCGUCUGCCCCGGGUCAAGCGCUCUUUACCCGGCUCAGAGCGCCGGGUGCUCCGCCAGCGCCGGCGCUCCUCUCACGCCGAGGACACUUCUCCGCACCGGGGCAGAGCGGUCUAUUUCACCGGCAGGGGAGACCAGCUCCGGCUUAAGCCCGGCGUGGAGAUUCCCAGGGGCAAUUUCUCUCUGGAGCUGUGGAUCAAGCCGGAGGGAGGGCAACGAUCGCCCACGGUGAUUGCAGGCCUGUACGACAAAUGCUUCUACGCCUCCAGUGACCGAGGUUGGCUGCUUGGUAUCCAGGCGGUUAGCGAACAUGGAAACCGUGACCCUCGAUUCUUUUUCUCCCUUAAAACUGACCGUGCUCACAAAGCGACUUCCAUCCACUCUAAUGUUCGUUACGUGCCCAACCAGUGGGCACAUGUGGCAGUCACGUACGAUGGCCUGUACAUGAAGCUCUUCAUCAAUGGAGCCCAAGUGGGUGUCAGUCGGGAACAGUCAGGUGAUGUCUUCAGUCAUUUGACCAAAAAGUGCAAAGUCCUGAUGGUUGGGGGAAAUGCACUGAAUCACAACUACAGAGGGGCAGUGGAAAGUGUGAGUUUAUGGAGGCAAGCCCGAAAGCAGAGGGAUAUUAUCAGGGAUAUGCAGGGCCACGAGGACCUCGAAGAUCUACCUCAGUUAGUCAUUCGUGAAACCUUUGAGAACCCAGGCCGCAAGUGGUUGACGGUAAAAGAUGGCAGUUUUCCACAGUCUGAGAAAGGUGGAGGUGGACGACUGGGAUUCUUAGGCAGCAUGGGAGGAGUUGAAAAUGCCGAAGGAACGUUGGAUACAACUCUGGAGAUCCCAGUUUGCGGCCAAACCGUGUGCGACAACGUUGACGUCAUAAACAACUACAACCAGCUUUGGACCUUCCGUCGGCCGAAGAAAGUGCGAUACCGCGUCAUAAAUAUUUGGGACGACGCAAAGAAGAGGCCUACUGUAACAGAUCACCAGAUCAUUCUGCAGCACCAGCAGCUUAAUGAGGCCUUUAGUCGCCACAAUAUAUCCUGGGAGCUGAGCAUUCAUAACGUAACAAAUUCCUCUGUACGUGACCGCUUGAUACUAGCAAACUGUGAUAUCAGCAAAGUUGGUGAUGAUAGAUGUGAUCCAGAAUGCAACCACCCCCUGACGGGCUAUGAUGCAGGUGACUGCAUGUCUGGAUACUGGAGCCAGUGCCCUGAACACAAGCAGGGGAACGGUAUAUGUGACCCUGAAUGUAAUUGGGAAAAUUUCAUGUAUGAUCAAGGUGAUUGCUGCAAUCCCCAUGUGACGGAUGUGACUAAGACAUGCUUCAACCGCUCCUCUCCACACAAAGCCUAUUUUGAUGUAAAAGAGCUAAAAGAGAUUCUACACUUGGAUGGUUCGACUCACCUGAAUGUCUUUUUUGCCAAUUCUUCGGAUGAAGAUCUGGCAGGGGUUGCCACUUGGCCCUGGGACAAAGAAGCCCUUACACAUUUGGGUGGAAUUGUUCUGAAUCCUUCCUUCUACGGGACGUUCGGCCACACUGACACCAUGGUCCAUGAGAUCGGACAUAGCCUGGGCCUGUACCACGUGUUCCGAGGCAUAUCAGAAAUUGAUUCGUGCAACGAUGCAUGCUUGGAAACGGAGCCCUCGAUGGUGACGGGAGAUCUGUGUGCCGACACGAACCCCACGCCAAAAUACAAGGGCUGCCACGAUCCCGAACCAGGAAACGAAACCUGUGGCUCUCAGCAUUUCACGCACACGCCGUUUAACAACUACAUGAGUUACGCAGAUGAUAGUUGUACCGAUUCAUUCACAUUGAACCAGGUGGCUAGAAUGCACUGCUACCUGGAUCUUGCAUACCAGAUGUGGCAACCCUCCUCCAAACCUACCCCAGUGGCGAUGGCGCCCCAAGUUGUUGAGCAACAUCAUAACUCGAUCACCCUGGAAUGGCUCCCACCAAUAUCUGGACAGUUUUACGACAGAGAAGUGGGAUCAGUGUGUGACAAAUGUACUGAGGGGGGAGUUCUUCUACAGUAUGCCUCCAACUCCUCAUCUCCACGACCGUGCGAUCCUUCUGGACACUGGUCCCCUCGAGAGGCUGAAGGCCCGCCAGAUGUGGAACAGGCAUGUGAGCCAAGUGUGCGCACAUGGAGCCCCAACGCAGGGACUGAGCAAGGUCUUGUUGGUCUGUCUGAGUGCCCUCCUAACGGCUGUAUGCUUCAGCUGAAGUUCUUGUACCCUGUGGUACCUGAUUCCUUGACCGUGUGGGUCACAUUUUUCAGCCCUGAGGAAACGGCAUUGCCUGCGAUUCAUGACAUCUUGCUGCUGACUGUCAGUGGGAACAACGUUUCACUUGGCCCCAGUAAUGUUUUCUGUGAUACUCCAUUGACUUUGAAACUGGACAUAGCAGAAGAGGUGUAUGGAGUAGAAAUUUACACCAUGGAGCAACACCUGGAGAUUGACGCAACUCUAUUGGCAUCCAAGCCAGACUGCUUGCAUUGCAGGCACUGUCAGCCGCUACGAUACCGCCUGCUGCGCCAACCAGCCUUCACCCACUCACCACAUGGCCUAAUGCUAAAUGAACCUAUUCGCCGAUUUACAGACAGGGAUGUUGUACCGCACGUUGUGUACACCUACCAGGUCCAAACUAUCUCCAGUCGGAGUGAGAGUGAGCCCUCGCCACCGCUGGUGCAUGAACUCGGGGCGCCCUACUGUGGCGACGGGCACAUCCAAAGUUCCAGAGGUGAGGAAUGCGAUGACAUGAACUUCAUGAAUGGAGAUGGCUGUUCAAGUCAGUGCAAGAAAGAAUCCUUCUUCAACUGUGUCGAGGAGCCGAGCAUUUGCUACUACUAUGAUGGCGAUGGGGUGUGCGAAGACUUUGAGCGGGAAACGGGUGUAAGAGACUGCGGCCUCUACACACCCAGUGGGUACUUGGACCAGUGGGCUUCGUCUAUUGAAGUUUCCCAUGAAGAGAAGCCGUACUGCUCUGGUGAAGUGGCUGCUGGGUAUCCUGCUGUCACAAAGACAUGUCAGUCAAAGGUUUUUGAUCUAUCUGAUGGAGUCUCUCAGUACGCAUGGUUCCCCUGUCGCGAAGCUGAUCAAUCAAGUUAUGGAUAUACUACAUACUGGCUGAAGGCACACUUUUCUCGACCCAUGGUGGCAGCAGCAGUGAUUAUACAUUUGGCUGCGGAUGGGACUGCCUUCAUUGACCACACACAGUGCAACAUUACUGUUCAGUUGCUCGACAGCAAGGAGGGUGUCCACAGUCUGGGUGAGUGGCGUCUGAGCUGCCGCACUAACCCUCUGGUGAUCCCUGUGAGACAUGACCUGUCAGUGGCCUUUUACCAUACCAAGGCUAUCCUGGUCAUGUUUGCCUGUCGUCUUGUGGCCAUCUCAGGUGUCGGCCUGAGGUCCUUUCAGUCUUUUGACCCUAUCACAAUAAGUGGCUGCCAGAGUAAUGAGAUCUACAACCCCACAGGACAAAGUUGUGUACAUUAUUCCUGCGAAGCCAUUGACUGCCAGGAACCGUUAAUCCGCAAUGCAGAGCUAAAGUGCAGUAGCCCCGGCCGCCACUUCUACAACGGAGACCGCUGCACCAUCUUCUGCAACUCUGGAUAUGCCCUGCAAGUCCACCAGGAUGAUGACAUCAUCAAGACCCAGUCAUAUUCCUCAGUGACUAUAACCUGUGCAAAUGGGAAGUGGAAUAAGCAGGUGUCAUGUGAGCCUGUGGACUGUGGUUUGCCAGACAAAUACCAUGUUCACCCAGCUCAAUUCAAAUUCCCAGAGGGUACUACGUAUGGCAGCAGAAGCACUUUCCAGUGUCGUGAACCUGCCCAGCUCAUAGGAACAAACAACACUCUGACUUGCUUAGAAGAUGGACUCUGGUCUUUCCCAGAGGCUCUUUGUGAGCUUCGCUGUGCAGCCCCUCCUCCCGUAGCCAAUGCCGUGCUGCAAACAAAGCGUUGCAAUGAGACGGGCCUAAAAGUUGGCACCCUCUGCAAGUACAAGUGCAAGCCAGGAUACCAUGUUAAGAACAAACCCAAAAGACGUGCAUUUAAGCGCCAGUGCACGGAGGAUGGCACCUGGCUGGAGGGAGCAUGUGAGCCAGUGACCUGUGAUCCUCCCCCACUCAUCUUCCACGGCUCCUACCACUGCACUGACGGCUUUCGCUUUGACAGCGUCUGCAGACUCAACUGCUCUGACUCUGCUGGUACUCCUGCUGUUGUCGCCACAAGAGGCUCUGCCCUUACGGUGAGGCUGCUGCACGCUUCAUGCAAGCAGGGUCCGGGGUCCAAUGCUAUUCGCUGUAGGAAGGAUGGCAAUUGGACAGGGUCAUUCCAUGUUUGUCCAAACAUCAAGGGCCAGUGCUCUUUACCUCAAAACCUGCAUUAUAGCCUGCAGUACUCAUGCAAGAAAGGACACGGCAUAGGUGAGGAGUGUGAGCUCAUGUGCAGAGAAGGCAACAACGAAGUGGUGAUCCUGCCCAGCAACAUGACGGUAAAAAGUGUUCUUAAGGAGCACUGGAGGAACCCGCUAAAAGUCAAGAGUAUAGUUUGCACAAUGGGACUGAAAUGGUAUCCAGACCCAGAGUUACUCCGUUGCAUCAAAGGAUGUGAGCCAUUCAUGGGAGACAACUACUGUGAUGCAGUCAAUAACAGGGCAUUCUGCAGCUAUGAUGGAGGAGACUGCUGUCAAUCCACUGUCAAGACCAAGAAAGUGAUUCCCUUUCCCAUGUCCUGUGACAUACGGGAUGAGUGCUCCUGUCGAGAUCCCAAAGCCAUGGAGAACAGGAAAAAUGAGCGCAACCAUUCCCAAGGGUGAUCCACCUGAGCAGUUACCUCCGUUCGGUGUUCCAGGACCUUUUCUUCAACAUAACACAACCAGAGUGGUCAAGGCAGACCCCCCCACCCCACCCCCCCACUUCAUCCUCCUCCUCUCGGCCCACUAUCUCCUGCACAUGCUGCUUAAAAGGCAUACCUCUUCCUCUAUACUGCAAUCCCAGCCAGCUAAAAUGCUUUCACCUCUCUACAGAAGGAAGAUCUAAAAAAAAAAGAAGAAGAGAGAAUUAUGGGACUCCACAGAAAACAAAAAUUCUCAACUAAGAUGGAAGUAACCCCUGUGACACCACCAUCAAAAAGAACAUGUAUAGCAUUUAAAAAAAAUACGUGAAACAGACUUUGUUUUUGGGAAGAUAACACACAAAGAUAAAACAAAACCAUGCGUAGGUAGCAUGCCAUUUGUUGAGUUUUGUGCUGCCUUUAGUAUUGUUUUCAGUUACCUCACUCUACAAUCAUGCGAUUGAACCAAAGGUAAAUCAAAACAUGCAAGUAUGGGAUAGUACCAAUACUGGCUCUGUGUUUUGCAGAUAUGAAUGACAUGAAGACAAAUAUAUAAAGUCACUCAGACACUCACAACCCCCAGCUUGCUUUCAGAGGGGCUACAAGCUUAUGUUUCUAUCACUUCUACAUUCAAAUUAAAUAGUCAGAUAUUCUUUAAAUCUGUAUCAUUUUAUCGUAAUAUCUGUUUCCUCAAAAGGAUGUCAGAGGUUUUAGGCGUUACAUUGAGAAUGGAUGGGAAUGCCACAGCCAUAUUGUUUCGAGCCACAAAUUUGGCACAAAAAACUAGACUAAAAAAACAACAGUUGAGACAUUUUGAAGUGGAGUUUUGUGGAAAAAAAAUGAUGACAAAUAGUAUCUUACCUGCUGAACAAUAACAAAAUAACAGUAUCAAAAAAAUCAGUAGUUUUAGCAAACACUAUAUUAAAUAUUUCAACAUCUUCAGUACCACAGAACAUGAUUAUUCUAACAGCAAUAUUAUGAUAUACCUGCUGGAACUGCCCCAUGCUGCACAAGCAUUGCUUCAACUAGCUGCUGCUUUUUGUAUUUGCAAAUAACCACAUAAUCAUGUGUGAUUAACUGUAGUGCAAGACCAACUGUGUAAAAAUUUGUGAAUUAACAUUCACGUGAACCACUGUAAAAAUAUAAUGAAGUUGUUUUGAGAUCUUUUGAGAUGGCAAUAAUCCACUCUUGGUCUCACUUGUCUUAGCUUGUUGAUUAGAUCAGAAUUAACAAGCCUUUACUAACCGAGGCCUUUCAAAGAGCUACGUACAACAGGUAAGCUAUUGAUUACUCAUAACCUUUCCACAGAAAUCUGCUUCAAAAUAUCUAAACUGUCACUAUAAAUGCAAAGACUAACUCACGAAAACGAACAACAACACAAAUCUAAGAACAAUUUAAAUAUAAAAUCCUGAAAAUAUUUGAUCAUUUUAUUGUGGCUUUUGCUUCUUUCCAUCUCAAUAUUUUGUCGGCUGAGUCAGCUUUGUCUUCCUAACUGCUUACAGUUUUUCUGGAUAGUGUUCAUUCACUCUUGCAUGUUAUUAAACGACCCUGUCAUCUCACAUUUACAAAAGAAAAAAAAAACGUUGACAGAGCCACAUAUGAAAUGCACUAACCACCCCCCCCCC
Austrofundulus limnaeus is the source of this 6869-nucleotide messenger RNA. It is a transcript of the gene pappaa, whose product is annotated as pregnancy-associated plasma protein A, pappalysin 1a. Gene Ontology annotation, molecular function: metalloendopeptidase activity. NCBI's taxonomy places the organism in Eukaryota, Metazoa, Chordata, Actinopteri, Cyprinodontiformes, Rivulidae. The transcript has 22 exons. Bases 254 to 5227 code for a protein of 1657 amino acids. The record is from RefSeq and is a predicted model, not a curated record. Gene Ontology annotation, biological process: proteolysis; cell surface receptor signaling pathway.